This is a messenger RNA of Aspergillus pseudonomiae, 1952 nucleotides long. Its product is annotated as protein kinase domain-containing protein. Gene Ontology annotation, biological process: protein phosphorylation. NCBI's taxonomy places the organism in Eukaryota, Fungi, Ascomycota, Eurotiomycetes, Eurotiales, Aspergillaceae. The record is from RefSeq and is a predicted model, not a curated record. Gene Ontology annotation, molecular function: ATP binding; protein kinase activity. Bases 622 to 1857 code for a protein of 411 amino acids. The transcript is spliced from 2 exons.
GAGCAGGGAGGAAAUGAUCAGCGCACUGUAUGUCACUGUAACCUACAACAGUCGUAGUUGAGGCCCUGUUUCAUCCACGGUUCCUCCAGAAUAAUUUAAGCUAUCUGUCGAUCGUCCACUUUUUUUUUUCAUUUUAUUGUUAUUGUUAUUUUUCCGGUUCUGUUGGUUUCUUUGUAUUGAACCUUGAAAAAAAAAUUCCGUUGGGGUCCAGACUAAAUACCAGUCAUUCCUCCCUGCUGUCUAGAUCUAUCGUCGAUUUCUUUUUCCUCUUAUCUUUAAUCUCUAAUCCCACUAUGCUUAUGCUUAGUGUGCCGUUCCCAUCAUUUCGUUAUCUUUAUCUGACCCUAUAUAUUACCUCGAUUGCGAGUAAUCUCUGACCAGUGCUUGACUCAUUCAUUCCUCCGAACCAAUCUUUGGCCCGGACAUCACCCACACUGAUCUACACCUAUCAAUAUAUACUCAACCUUCAAGUCGACAUCUAUUAAGAGUUAAUUCAAAGCAAGACGUGACUUGAUCUUGCAUCUAUCUGAUUCAUACACUUACUUUCUUCGCGCACCUUACCCUCUACGUAAGGUGCUUGAUCCCCAGGAUCAACCUCUAUCCACCCCGGAUAUUUUCAUAAUGGCUGCUCAUAUUCCUAUACGACUCUCAAUCCGCACGGAAAACCAAGAUGACAAAGCCUCACCCGUGACACCACUAACAGUGGUGCCGGGACUGACCCCUCCAGUCACCCCCACCAAGGGCGAUGACAAUUACUCAAGUGGUACGAGGACAGUCGGAUCAAGUCGCUCAAGCUCGUUUGCAUCCGAAGGAGAAAAGCCAACGGAUCUCUUUGCGGCUGAUGUGCGUCCCUCGAGCCCUCUUCAAUAUUCCGAUGAGCUAGAGUUUCAAUAUGACCCGAAAGGUCGCCCGGUGGAGUUUGGUCGUGGUGUUUGGAGUGUCGUCUACAAAGCUUCGUCUCGCCCCUCUUCGAAAUCACCCCUGAUGACCCCUCCCAGUUCACCUGCGAGUGGAGGUCGGGUGGUAGCGGUUAAAUCUCCUGUCCGGCGAGAUGCGCACGCCGUCCUUGAUGCCGAAGCGUUAGCAUUGACUCGAAUUAGUCGUAUGCCGGGUUCGGAACGCCAUGUCAUUCCUUUCCAUGGGUACAUCUCCGAAUCACAUUCUAUAGUUCUGUCGGCCGUGCCCCUCUCUCUUUCAUCAUACAUCGAAGAAAAGGCCGACCUGGCCCAGAAGCACAAGUCCACUCGGACGAUGUUCGAUCCUGUGCAAGGCAUGCCCCAGUGGCAAGAGCUUGCCAAGAAGCUUAUAACCAGCUUACACUGGCUCCACACGCAGUGUCAAAUAGUGCACGGGGACAUCAAACCACAUAACAUCUUGUUGAGAUCACGGCCGACGGGCAACGAUAUAGAAUCCGACGAAUUCCCGUUUGAACCGCUUUUCGCCGAUUUCUCCGCACAUAACAUCACCGGCUCUUCACUGUCUGCAGAGAAAGAGACCGGAACGUCAUUAACGGCUUUGACACCACCUUUCGCCGCCCCCGAACUGUUAUCUGUGUCAUCUCUGAGGUCCCCGGGUACUAGUCCCACGCCCGCAUCCGAUGUGUUUUCUCUGGCGGUCACCCUCCUCGCGGCGGCGACAGGCGAUCUGCUGCUUUAUCCUGGCGCCAGCAACAUGCAGCGCCUUGCCAUGGCCCGUGAAGGCCACCGGGUUAUUGACUUUGCCCAGUCGGGCGCUAAUGGUUCCCGGGUCCCUCGAAACGGACCUGUCGAACAGGUGAUCAAACCUGCCGUUUCGAAGGACCCAUCUCAACGGAUUUCACCCAAUGAAUGGGUAGAAUUAAUCGCUGCCAUGGCCUAAGAUCUCAUCCCAAAAGGCCGACCACUUUCGAUUCAACCCAUUUCGACAACAUAUUCUCCAUCUACUUUGUCUACUCUUAUAUACCGUUCGAUUUC